Odocoileus virginianus texanus is the source of this 2756-nucleotide messenger RNA. Lineage: Eukaryota; Metazoa; Chordata; Mammalia; Artiodactyla; Cervidae. The record is from RefSeq and is a predicted model, not a curated record.
GCCCACCAGCCCUUCGAGGCGCGGGAGAAGAGGCUGAUGGCUAAGGGUGCUGAGAUGGAAACCUCUGGACCUCUGCUCUGCCCGCGAGAGUACGAUUCAGAGUCCCUGUUCAGUGUGUUCAGAACCCUUGUAUGACCCCGAGGCGCCGCUCUUACCUCACCUGUGUAUUUAAACUGGCCAAAGGCAACUUCAUACCUAUAUAAUGUAACAGAAAAGGUCAGGAAACAUUAACCAACAGAAGCGUGGAGCAUAUUAAGCAAGAUGAACCUCUCAGGAAGCAGUUGUGGAAGUCCUAGUUCUGCAGAUGUAUCUAAUGAUUUCAAGGAUCUUUGGACAAAACUGAAGGAGUAUCAUGAUAAGGAAGUACAAGGUUUACAAGUGAAAGUAACCAAACUGAAAAAGGAACGAAUUUUAGACGCACAAAGACUAGAAGAAUUCUUCACCAAAAAUCAACAGCUGAGAGAGCAACAGAAAGUCCUUCAUGAAACCAUUAAGGUGUUAGAAGAUCGAUUAAGAGCAGGAUUGUGUGAUCGCUGUGCAGUAACUGAAGAACAUAUGCGGAAGAAGCAACAAGAGUUUGAAAAUAUUCGGCAGCAGAAUCUUAAACUUAUCACAGAGCAGAAUGAUCAGCCACAUAAAGCAACUGAUCUUGAAUCCGAGGAAGAUGUUAUUCCAGAUUCACCAAUAACAACCUUUUCAUUUUCUGGCACUAAUCGGCUGCGAAGAAAGGAGAACCUCCGCGUCCCAUAUGUAGAGCAAACACAUGCUAAACUGGAGCACUCUGGCUGUGCACAUGAAUUGAGAAAAGGACCAAAGUCUUCAGCUCAUCCACAACAUAAGCCUAAGGAAAGUGAAAUUCUAGUGGCUGACACUUGUGAUCAGAGUCAAGCUCCAGUGGCUAAACCACAUGGAAAAAGCAGUUAUCCUCCUGAUAGUUUAGCUACAGUGGUUGCUGAAACACUUGGACAUUGUGUUCAAGAAGAAUCUGAAUCUCAAGGCCCUCGGAGCCCUCUUGUGGAAGGAGAUCACAAAAAACAAGGUUUUGAGGGAUGUAGAAGAAAUAGUGAAGAUAAUUUAAGGUUUUCAGAUUCAAAGACUCCUCUUCAAGAAGAAUUGACUACUCGGGUAUCAUCUCCUGUAUUUGGAGCUACCUCUAAUGUGAAAAGUAGUUUAGGUUUGAAUACAAGUUUGUCCCCUUCUCUUUUAGAGACUGGGAAAAAAACCCACCUGAAAACAGUGCCCCUCAGCAACACUUGUGCUUCUGGACUAGAGAAACCUAGAUCAAAAUCUGACGACGGAGCCCUUAUCACACAUCAUCUUCUUGGGACUGAAGUAAACAAGAUCCCUAAUCAGUCAUCUUCUAAUAAGCAGAUGCUUAUAAAUAAAAAUACAAGUGAACCCCUAAGUGAGCAGGAUAGUAUUGAUCACAUUAAAGAUACUGAUAAAGAUAAACAUGUGGUACCCCUGAAGUCACUGGGAGGCAGAACCAAAAGGAAGAAAAUUGAGGAAGAAAGUGAAGAUGAAGUAAUCUGUCCCCAAGCCUCCUUUGAUAAAGAAAAUGCUUUUCCUUUUCCACUGGAUAGUCAUUCUUCCAUGAAUGGAGACUAUGUGAUGGAUAAACCUCUGGAUUUGUCUGAUCGAUUUUCAGCUAUCCAACGUCAAGAGAAGAGCCAAGGAAGUGAGAACUCUAAAAUCAGAUUUAGGCAAGUGACUCUCUAUGAGACUCUGAAGCCCAUUCCAAGGGACUCUUCCUCAAGCUGCAAGGCCUUGAGCAGGAGCUGUGAGCCAAGCAAAGACUCCCCAGAAGAGCCCUGUUUACAGGAGUCCCUUUUCCAGUCCUUGAGUAAAUCUCCAGAUAAUAAAACACUGUUACAAAUAAAGGAAGAAAACACAGUAUUUAAAAUCCCUCUUCGUCCACGUGAAAGGCUGGAGACAGAGAAUCUUUUUGAUGACACAAAGGGUGCUGGUUCUCAUGAGCCUAUAAAGAUAAAAACCAGAUCCAUCCGUGGAGCAUGUGAAGUUGCAUCAGUUCUUCAGUUAAAUCCAUGUAGAAUUGCUAAAACAAAACCUCUACAAAACAACCAAGAUGUAUCCUUUGAAAAUAUCCAGUGGAGUAUAGAUCCAGGAGCAGACCUUUCUCAGUAUAAAGCGGAUGUUACUGUAGAUGAUACAAAGGAUGGCAGUCAGUCAAGAUUAGCAGGAGAGACGGUGGACAUGGACUGUACGUUGGUUAGUGAAACCAUGCUCUUAAAACUGAAGAAGCAGAAGGAAGAAGAGAGUCCAAAUGGAGAAAGAAAGAUGAAUGAUAGCUUGGAAGACAUGUUUGAUCGGACGACACAAGAAGAAUAUGAGUCCUGUUUGGCAGAGAGCUUCCCCCAGGUAGCAGAUGAAGAGAAGGAAUUGUCAACUACUACAAAAAAAACAAACAGUCCUGGUGAUAAACAAGAUAAAGUCAAACAGAAAGCAUUUGUGGAGCCAUAUUUUAAAGGUGAUGAUAGAGAGACUGAAUUACAGAAUUUUCCUCAUAUUGAGGUGGUUCGGAAGAAAGAAGAGAGAAGAAAAUUACUUGGACACACAUGUAAGGAAUGUGAAAUUUAUUAUGCAGAUUUUCCAGCAGAAGAAAAAGAAAAGAAGUUGGCUUCCUGCUCAAGACACUGAUUUCGCUACAUUCCACCCAACACACCAGAGAAUUUCUGGGAAGUUGGUUUUCCUUCUACUCAGACUUGUAUGGAAAGAGGUUACAUUAAAGAAGACCU